Messenger RNA from Acinonyx jubatus (cheetah), 4162 nucleotides. It is a transcript of the gene ZFYVE28, whose product is annotated as zinc finger FYVE-type containing 28. Gene Ontology annotation, molecular function: metal ion binding. The record is from RefSeq and is a predicted model, not a curated record. Bases 531 to 3014 code for a protein of 827 amino acids. The transcript is spliced from 13 exons. Lineage: Eukaryota; Metazoa; Chordata; Mammalia; Carnivora; Felidae. Gene Ontology annotation, biological process: negative regulation of epidermal growth factor-activated receptor activity. Gene Ontology annotation, cellular component: early endosome membrane.
ACCAGGGGACAUCGUGGCCGCAGUGUCACUGACGACCCAGGGAACCCACUGCUCCCCGCGAGGCUGGACCGCUUUUCUGGAUUGGGCUUCCCCGCCCUCCCUCCCCCACGUGGGUGGUCUCUCAGGGUGGGGGUUUCUUUAAAUCCGUGCCCUCCUGGUGCGCCUGUUCCCGGGAGGCAGCAGAUCUGUUUGGGGAGACCGGGGUCUAGGGGACGAGCCCAGGGACCUGAAAGCUUGUGCUUCGUGGUGUUUGGGGUCGGAGAUUUCUCCGGAGUGUUGGGCUGAAGGAUUAGCAUGCCUGUGGUGCUCCUUGCUCCGCCUUGGCCUUCCCCAGAGAGGAUUCGGUUCUUCGGCGUCAGAGGUCGGACCCACAGCUGCUCGCCCAGUUCUACUAUGCGGACGAGGAGCUGAACCAGGUGGCCGCCGAGCUGGACAGUCUGGACGGGCGGAAGGACCCGCAACGGUGCACGCUGCUCGUCAGCCAGUUUCGCUCCUGCCAGGACAACGUGCUAAACAUCAUUAACCAGAUCAUGGAUGUGUGCAUCCCCCAGGACCGAGCCCCACGGGAUUUCUGCGUCAAGUUCCCCGAGGAGAUCCGGCAUGACAGCCUGGCGGGCCAGCUGUGGUUUGGGGCCGAGUGCCUGGCCGCCGGCUCCAUCAUCAUGAACCGCGAGCUGGAGAGCAUGGCCAUGCGCCCGCUGGCCAAGGAGCUGACGCGCAGCCUGGAGGACGUGCGGGGCGCCCUCCGCGAUCAGGCGCUGCGGGACCUCAGCACCUACACGGAGAAGAUGAGGGAGGCGCUGAGGCACUUCGACGUCCUGUUUGCUGAGUUCGAGCUGAGCUACGUCUCUGCCAUGGUGCCCGUGAAGUCGCCCAGGGAGUACUACGUGCAGCAGGAGGUCAUUGUGCUGUUCUGCGAGACCGUGGAGAGGGCCCUGGACUUCGGGUACCUGACCCAGGACAUGAUUGACGACUAUGAACCGGCCCUCAUGUUCACCAUCCCCAGGUUGGCCAUCGUGUGUGGCCUCGUGGUCUACGCAGACGGACCCCUGAACUUGGACCGCAAGGCAGAAGACAUGUCUGAGCUGUUCCGGCCCUUCCACACGUUGCUGCGGAAAAUAAGGGAUUUGCUGCAGACCCUGACCGAGGAGGAGCUUCACACGCUGGAAAGGAAUCUCUGCAUUUCCCAAGACGUGGAGUUUCCCAUCCGGGCAGACGCCCACGCGCCCCCAGCCCUGGCGCCAGCCUUUCCCUCACCCCUCCCCGCCGAGGAAAUGCUCUCAGCCAAGGCCAAAAGCCAGGAGGGGGAGCUGGCCUGCUCCAUGCAGUAUGACGACCAGGAGCUAGAGCAACUCAACCGCAUGGUCCACAGGGCCGGGGACGAGAUGUCCUCCCUCCUCUCCCCGCCCAGCGCCUGCCAGUCCCCCGCGCACAGGCCGGGGGCGGAGGGCAGCCCCCGCGGGGAGGCCUCCCCAGGCAGUGCAGGGCUGCGGCCGCGCGGCGACGAGGAGGAAGGAAGGGUGUUCUUCAUGGAUGACGUGGAAGGGGCUGCAGAGGCCCCGGGCAGCCCGGCUGGGUGGGCGGGCAGCGCCAGUGCUGGCCCCCAGGAGAGAGGACAGGGCAGGGGGCGUGGGGAGGCAGGGGCCAGCAGGCCCGCCGAGGCAGAGGAGGGGGACCUGAGCACUAACAACAACGUCCAGGACGACAAGCUGUGGGCGCUGGGCCCCAACUCCUGCAGCUGCCUGGACUCCCAGCCACACCUGGAGGGCUGGGAGGCGGGGGUGGACGCCGCGGGGACGGCGGAGAUGAUCGCCCACCGGACAGGGGGCAUGAAGCUCUCGGCCACCGUCAUCUUCAAUCCCAAGUCGACCCCGGCCGUGGGCGUGGCCGGCACCGCCCCGGAAGCCUCUGGAGAAGGCGCCUCCCCGUCGGAGCCUGCGGCCGAGGGGAUGGACGGUGGCUCCCACAAACUCAGUACUGCGGCCACCAGCUGUCUCCUGAACUCCUGCGUGUGCUGCGGGGGCUGUGGGGGCGGCAGGGAGGACGCCGCUGCCCAGAGUCUGCGGGACAAGUGCGGCCCGGGAAGCGUCAUCAGCGCCUCCUACAUGGGCUCCGCCAAGGCCGGCGCCAAGGGCCCUGCCGAGAGACAGGAGGAGGCCCGACCUGCGCCAGAGGCGUUGCCCACGGACGCCCCGUGCCCCCUGCCCCCAGAGGACGCCCCUACUUCCAACAAGUGCCUGACACACACCCCAGGUCCUCAGCUCGAUGCAGCAGACAGGUCACCUGGAGCGGGCGCCGCCGCCAGUCCGAAAAGGGAGCCUGAGGCUGGACCGCAGGAGGCAGGGCAGCCCUCGACGGCCAGGCUGGAAAGUCAGCAGGGAGAGGAGGCCGAGCAGGAGCCUCAGCGCCUGUCGGGCUCCAGUGGCCCCACGGCCGGUUCAGGUUCCUCAGACAAGGCCGGGCUGGAGACGGUCCCCCUGGCCACAAGAGAGAAGAUCCGGUCCAGGUUCCACGGCAGCCACGACCUGAUCCACCGCCUGUUUGUCUGCAUUUCAGGUGUGGCUGACCAGCUGCAGACCAACUAUGCCAGCGAUCUGAGAAGUAUUCUCAAGACCCUUUUUGAGGUCAUGGCCACCAAACCGGAAGCAGACGACAAGGAAAAGCUAAAGAAGGUCACCCAGAGCCUGCGGAGUGCAGCCUUAGAGGAUUGUGCCCUGUGCCAAGAGACCCUGUCAUCCUCUGAACUGGCAGCCAAGACCCGAGAUGGGGACUUGGAAGAUCCACCAGAGUGGGUCCCCGAUGAGGCUUGCGGCUUCUGCACGGCAUGCAAAGCACCCUUCACUGUUAUCCGCCGGAAGCACCACUGCCGAAGCUGCGGGAAGAUCUUCUGCUCCCGCUGCUCCUCGCACUCGGCCCCGCUGCCCCGCUACGGGCAGGUGAAGCCCGUGCGCGUGUGCACGCACUGCUACAUGUUCCACGUCACACCCUUCUACAGCGACAAGGCGGGCAUCUGACAGGGCACCGGCACUCCCCAAACCUGCCAGGGCCCCAGAGGACUCCCGGGGGCGGUGCUGCUGGCUGCAGGAGGGUCUCCACUGCAUUUCAUUGAGCGGCCGCCACCACUGCAGGAGGCUGCGGGCCGCCCAGGCUUCCAGAACGUCCAGCUCCUCCGUCCCUCCUACCCUGGACUCCCCACCUGUGGGGACCCCCGGCCAGCUGCAGGGGCCAACGGGAGGUCAGCUUCAGGCAGUGGGGAUACCCAGGGCUGCCAGGUGGCUGCCUGGGCAGGGGUGGGCUUUCCUCCCACCUGCCCCCUGCCCCUGCCCCUGCCCUCUGCCCCCCGGCCCCUGUCCCCUGCCCUCUGCCCCCGGCCCCUGGCCUGCUGAGCUGCUCAGCCAUACUAGAAGGCCUACUCAGAGCUGGCUCUUGACCAGCCCAGUGGGACUGCACCUGGGCUGAUGGUGGACAGGUCCAGGAGAAGGGCAGGCCCCGGCGUCCCCACAGGGCUUUCCCAUGCACUGCCCAUUCUCUGUCCCUGCCCCGAGCCCGCAGCUGCCAUCUCAUUCUCCAGCGCUGCCCCUCCCUUGGCCAAACAGCAGGCAUCUUGUGUAUUCUCGGAGGGGGAGAUUCAGACACACGGCCAGGUCCUCUGGGCCGCAGGCGUGCCCCUGCCGGUGUGUGCCCGGCUGCUGACGAGAUGGGGGGCCGGGCAGCUGCCUGCACAGCACUGAGACCCAGUUCCCCAGGUUCUUAGGCCAGGGCCCCCGGGGUCCGAGGACCACCAGAUGUCACCCACCUGCUGCCACUACCCCCUUCCCUCGGACCCCCUCCCGCAGGGACCCUGGCCCACCUCCUCAGACCCCAGAGUGGCCCGGCACCCAGGCGGAGGCCGCCAGGGGGCCCCAGCACGGACACCUCAGGCUUAAAUCUCAGGCUUCACAUUGCAGUGAGGGUUGCAGCUUUAUUUUUAGAGAGACGCUAACUACUGCUUCUUUUAUAAGAAAAUCCAACUACUGCUGAACAGUGGGUACACAUGCACAGAAAUGGCUUCGGGGGGGGAGUAUAUAAUGGAGGGGAUAUUAUGUAUUGAGAUUAUUUUUAUUUUCUAAAUGCUGUAAUUUGAAGCCAUUUCCAUAAAUCUAUUUAAGGAUUGCAGACACUU